This is a messenger RNA of Lathyrus oleraceus (garden pea), 1137 nucleotides long. RefSeq lists its product as uncharacterized. The record is from RefSeq and is a predicted model, not a curated record. The transcript has 2 exons. Gene Ontology annotation, molecular function: zinc ion binding; nucleic acid binding. NCBI's taxonomy places the organism in Eukaryota, Viridiplantae, Streptophyta, Magnoliopsida, Fabales, Fabaceae. The annotation marks the transcript as partial.
AAUGCUGGUGGGGAUGCUGGAUCACGUAGCUUGGCGACUUUUCAAAGAGAGAAUCCGCCGGUGUUUAAAGGGAAGCAUGAUCCAGAUGCAGCCUUGGGAUGGUUGAAAGAGAUGGAGAGAAUCUUCCGUGUUAUGGAUUGCACUCCAGCUCAGAAGGUUCGGUAUGGUACUCACAUGCUAGCAGUCGAAGCUGAUGACUGGUGGCUAGAGACUCACGAGAGGUUGACCGUGGCAGGUGAAGACAUUACUUGGGAUGUAUUCCGUAGGGAAUUUCUGAGAAAGUAUUAUCCGGAAGAUGUCCGUGGUAAGAAGGAAAUCGAGUUCCUUGAGCUGAAGCAAGGAAACAUGUCUGUCACUGAUUAUGCUGCGAAAUUUGUGGAGCUGUCCAAAUUUUAUCCUCAUUACACUGGUGCUGGUGCUGAAUUUUCAAAGUGCAUCAAGUUUGAGAACGGAUUGCGCUCUGAAAUUAAGAAGGCUGUUGGGUAUCAGAAGAUACGCAUUUUUACUGAACUGGUUGAUAGCUGCAGGAUAUUUGAAGAGGACAAUAAUGCUCAUUACAAGAUUGUCAGUGACCGCAAGGGAAAGCAGCAUCAAAACCGUGGCAAGCCGUAUGAUGCUCCAGUGGGAAAAGGGAAACAAGGAGCUGCUCCGGCUCAGAGGACUAGUAGGGGAGGUGCUCCUGCUGGUAUAGUUUGCUUCAAAUGUGGUCAGGCUGGUCAUAAGAGUAAUGUAUGCACUGCUGAAGUAAAGAGGUGUUUUCGCUGUGGUAAGACUGGUCAUGCAAUGGCUGAUUGCAAGCACAAGGAAAUGAUUUGUUUUAAUUGUGGCGAAGAAGGGCAUAUUGGAAGUCAGUGUCAGAAGCCAAAGAAAUCUCAGACUGGGAAGGUGUUCGCAUUGACCGGAACUCAAACCUCCUGUGAGGACAGACUUAUCCGAGGUACAUGUUUCAUAUAUGGUACUCCUUUAAUUACUAUUAUUGAUACCGGUGCUACCCACUGUUUUAUUUCUGCUUACGCUUGUAACCGUUGGAGUAGGGUUGCUGGUGCUUUGUGUUGGGUUGCUAGAAUCCAUUUGCUGGGAGAAGUUGAAUACAGAUUGUUGUUGAGUAUCCAUGGUGUUAAUGAAGAACGGAGAUGA